UGAUGUAACUUAGAAGUGGAACACUAAAGAAGCCCCCUGCUAGAAUAUGUAUGUCUUCAUAUCAGGUAUUUUAUGCUGAAAAAGCUGCCUAAAUGAAAAAAGAAGGAAAGAUGAAAGGUAAGGAAAUUCAGAGCAAGAUCAGGGAAAUGUGGAAACAAAUGGAUGAAGAGGAAAAAGAUAAAUAUGAAGAUGAUUUCGAAAAAAUGGAGGCUAAAUAUAAAGAGGAUUUACUUUUGUAUUAUGGAGGAAGUGCACAAGAUUUGAAAAAGUAUAAAGCUUUAAUGGAAAUACCUGAAAAGCCAAAGAAGCCAGUAUCAGGUUGUUUAGUUUAUAUAGCAGAGAAUAGAAGGGCAUAUUCCGAAGAAAAACCUGAUUUAUCCUUUGGUUAGGUAACAAAGGCAUUAGUGGAUCAAUACAAUAAACUUUCAAAUAAAGAUAGAAAGAAGUAUGAUGAUGAAUUUGAUAAAAAAUUAGAACAUUAUCAUAAAUAAAUGGAGGAUUGGACAAAGUAAAUACUUAUUUUUAUAAUAUUAGAAAGUAUUCAGAAAAAAGAGAAUAAUUUGAUUAAUUGAUUGAGGAAAAAUUUAAAAGAUCAGCCACAAGAUAAGAUUUAUAAUAUUAAGAAUUACCACCUUAUAAAAGAGGUCCAAGAAAAAUGAAAGAUGAUGAAGAAACUGCAUAAUAGAAACCAGAAAAGGAUGAAAAAUAAGAUUAAAUGAAGAAAGAUGACAAAAAGAAAGAAGAAAAAGAUAAGUAAUUAUAAUUAUAGUAUAAUAAUAGUAAAAAAGGAACCAAAAAUGCCAAAGAUGAAGGCAAAGGGGAAUCCAAGAAAAUGAAUGAAAAAGAUUAAAAAGAUAAAAAAGAGAUGAAUCGCAAAAAAUCAGUAGGUAGAAAAUAUUGA
Molecule: messenger RNA, 901 nt
Organism: Paramecium pentaurelia
Lineage: Eukaryota; Ciliophora; Oligohymenophorea; Peniculida; Parameciidae
Source: the annotation of a GenBank genome assembly